GACACGUCACUGAGGUCAGACGCAGGAAAGAUGGCGAGCACCUAUGAGAGUUUUAACUUGCGCACCACGCCAGAGAAGUUCUACAUCGAGGCUUGUGAUGAUGGCAGUGAGGACGUCCUCGCCAUCGACAGAGUGUCCACUGAGAUGACACUCACAGUGAGGAGGGACGUCCCGGCGUCCACCGACAGCAGGCCGAUAUGUGGACUAAUGGGGACGAUACGACUGGUGGCGGGAAUGUACCUGGUGGUCAUCACGAAGAAGAAGAAGGUGGGAGAUCUUCUUGGACAUGCUGUGUGGAAGGCUCUGGAGUUUGACAUUGUCUCAUAUAAGAAGACGAUACUACACCUGACGGACAACCAGAUGCAGGACAACAAGGCAUUCCUGUCCAUGAUCAACGGCGUGCUGCACACUGAUGGUUUCUACUUUGCCACGGACUACGACCUCACGCACAGCCUGCAGAGACUCGCCAACACCAGCCCCGAGUUUCAGGAGAUGAGUCUGCUGGAGAGGGCAGAUCAGCGUUUUGUCUGGAACGGUCACCUGCUCAGAGAGUUCAUGACACAGCCAGAGCUUCACAAGUUUGUGUUUCCUGUUGUCCAUGGCUUCAUCGCUCUGAGGUCGAGCUGCAUAAACGGUAAAGUGUUUGAGUGGAGUAUUAUCUCCAGGAGGAGCUGCUUCAGAGCCGGAGUACGAUACUACGUACGAGGAAUUGACACUGAGGGUCACGCUGCUAACUAUGUAGAAACUGAACAGGUGGUUCAGUAUAACGGUGCCAAGGCUUCUUUUAUUCAGACCAGAGGCUCCAUCCCUUUCUACUGGUCCCAGAGACCGAACCUCAAAUACAAACCCAAACCACAGAUCAGCAAAACGGUCAACCAUCUGGAUGGAUUUCAGAGACACUUCGACUCUCAGAUUAUUCUCUAUGGACGACAAGUCAUCCUCAAUCUGAUCAACCAGAAAGGUUCAGAGAAACCUCUGGAGCUGGCCUUUGAUAAGAUGGUCAACAACCUGGGGAACGGUAUGAUCAAAUACAUUGCCUUUGACUUCCAUAAGGAGUGCAGUCGGAUGAGGUGGCACCGCCUGCAGAUUCUUCUGGACAUGGUGGCUGAGAUGCAGGAUGAGUUUGGCUACUUCCUGGUGGAUGCAGAUGGAAAGGUUCUGCUGAGUCAGGAGGGAACGUUUCGCAGUAACUGUAUGGACUGUUUGGACCGGACCAACGUCAUCCAGAGUCUGCUGGCACGGCGCUCGCUGCAGUCUCAGCUACGGAGGAUGGGAGUUCUCCACAUCGGUCAGCUGAUUGAGGAGCAGGCAGACUUUGAGAAGAUGUACAAGAAUGCGUGGGCUGAUAACGCUGACGCCUGUGCCAAACAGUACGCGGGAACAGGAGCUUUGAAGACCGACUUCACCAGGACGGGGAAGAGGACGCAGUGGGGUCUGCUGAUGGACGGCUGGAACUCCAUGAUCAGAUAUUAUAAGAACAACUUCUCUGAUGGAUUCAGGCAGGACUCCAUUGAUCUGUUCCUGGGGAACUACGCGGUGGACGAAGGUGACUGGACAACUCCUCUGAGAGACCCCAAAGACUGGAAGUUCCUCACGUUGCCGAUCAUCAUGGUUGUAGCGUUCUCUAUGUGCAUCAUCUGUCUGCUCAUGGCCGGUGACACGUGGACAGAGACUCUGGCAUACGUGCUGUUCUGGGGGACGGCGAGCGUGGUGACUGCUGGUCUGAUCCUCUUUAAUGGCGUGGACUUUGUCGACGCUCCGAAGCUGGUUCAGAAGGAGAAGUUGGACUGAAUGUGUGCGUGUGGAAAGCAGCUUGGCCCCGGAGAGCUUGCCGCCUCUUCAUCAUCACUCUAUCCCCCCCAGCAUCAUCAUCCUCACCAUCAUCAGCAGGGCUGGAGCCUGUACUGACGGAGGAGGGGGGGCCGGGGCCGGCCCUUCCGCUCAUUGACGGGUUAGAGACGGACUGAGAGAGCGGAGGUCGGCUGCUGUCCACACUGCAGCGCGUUCACGAUGACAGGACUAUCUGUCUGCUGGUUAAACCAAACCUCUGACUGCGUUUGAUUCGAUGUCACAGACCUGACGGGGGCGCUGUGGUUAGUCCCACCGUGCUCUUCGUACAGAUACUGAGGGAUCAGAUCAGCUGAUCACCGAUCAGCUGUUAGUGAAUUACUGUAUGAACUCUUCGUCUGCCUUCUGGUUUCUUUCUGACUCCUUGUCUUCAUGUUUUUAUGUUUUAUGUUUGAAUUUUUCAGGACGGGUUCAACUGACAGAGUUUAGGGUGUUUUCUAAGAAAGGCUGGCUGCACACGAGACGAUUUUCAGAUCUCAAUUGGUUCAAAAACAGGGACAGGAGGAUGGGAUCAACUAACGGUGGAUUUACUUUAAAAACUUGGGCCAACACCAACACAGAUGUUAAACUGAGAUUUGGGGAUGCUGAUGCAGAUGAUUUUUCCUUUCUCGUUGUUGAAACAAUGAUCAGCUGGGUAUUUAUGAUAAUAUCUAAGAGAGUACGGUCUGGACCUGUGGUACCCAACCUGGGGUCUGGGCACUCUCAGGGGGCGCCAAAGAUCUCAGGAGGGUGUGGGACCUGGUCUGCUCUGACAUCGUCAAACUUGAGAGGCAUCAGACAUCCAUAGAGACAUGCAUUCUUAGACGCUUUUAAACUCUUUUAAUCCAUAAUUUGCAGCUUCACUAAACACGACCGGCCCAGCAACCAGAGACGAUCCCACAACCGUUUAAGUUCUCUUUCAUUGGCACUGGGGCGUUGUGCUCUGCCCAUGUCUGUUGCCUUCUGUCUUUUUUUUUUAUUGAGGUGAACGCCAUAAGGCAUAGAUACUAAACAGUAAACCAACAUUUCCUUUUCUGGAUAAAAUUCAUGUAUUGUUAUUCUCUAACCUGUUUUACAAGUGCUGACUUUUGCCACAUGCUAGGUCGCCCAUAAGCAUGGAUAAAGGGGAGAGCUUUUUCUAAAUCUAUGAUUUAGUUAAUCUGUAAUAACCAUAUUUAUUAUCAAAGUAACAAACAUGAAUUUAAUUUAUUGAUGUUGUAAAAUUGAGGCUUUUUCAGAAUGUAAACCCCCUUUCCUUUCACAAAAAUGUGAAUAGGCACGCCGACUAAACCACUUAGAGCAGUGAUACUCAACGCGUGGCUAAAUGUGGCUCUUUUGUGUUGAUUUGUGGCUCUUCUAUGCCUUCAUUUGAAAAAA
Cheilinus undulatus (humphead wrasse) is the source of this 3204-nucleotide messenger RNA. RefSeq names its product SAC1 like phosphatidylinositide phosphatase b (gene sacm1lb). Gene Ontology annotation, molecular function: phosphatidylinositol-4-phosphate phosphatase activity. NCBI's taxonomy places the organism in Eukaryota, Metazoa, Chordata, Actinopteri, Labriformes, Labridae. The transcript is spliced from 20 exons. Gene Ontology annotation, biological process: phosphatidylinositol dephosphorylation. Gene Ontology annotation, cellular component: endoplasmic reticulum. The record is from RefSeq and is a predicted model, not a curated record. Bases 31 to 1791 code for a protein of 586 amino acids.